CGCCGCGCGAUGACGUCACGCGCGGGGGGCGCGUCACCGCCGCGUCUGGGGGCGGGGCCCGCGUCGCCAUGGAGACCGGGACGCCGGCGGGGAGGGAGCAUGGCCUCCCGGGAGCGAGCGGCCGCCUCCAGGCUGCGCGGGGACAAGUCCCGGCCCCCCACGGCCGCCGCCGUCCCCACGGACGUUGUCCCCGGGCGCCUGAGCGAGGCGCAGUGGCUGGCGCUGGUCGCGGCUGAGGAAGGGGACGAGGACGUGGGGGACGUCCUGGCGGAGCUGCUGGGCCGCGUGAUGGAGGAGUGCUUCCACGUCUACCUGGCUCGGCAGGUGGGCAGCCCGGCACCGCCUGCGGGACGCUGUGGACGCCGUCCCCGUGGGCCCCUCUUUGCCGGCCGCACCGGGCACCGAGGCGGGUCCUGUGCUCGGCAGCGCGUGCCCUUCACCGUGAGCCAGGCGAGGGACGCCAUGCUGCGGGUCGCCGAGUGGCGCUUCCUGGCGCGGGACGAGGGGGACGCGGAGCUGCGGGGGGAUGGCGCCUGGCGGGAGGACGAGGAGCCCGCGCCCUGCGCCAUCGACACCUGGGCUCAGGGCUCGGUUCCCAUCCUGCAGGAGCAUCCGUCCCCAUGCCCGGGGGACCGAGAGGUCUCCAGCACCGACCCCGUCCUGUCCGAGGCCGAGUGUGCCUCCUCGGCACCCCGCAGCGUGCCAGCACCUUCCCACACGCCUCUGCCGCAGGACGGGGCGCUCACCGCUCCCCAGCCUCCCAGGGGAAGAUCCAGCAGCUCCCAUGGCCCAGCCCCACGACCAGCCCCACUCAGCCCUGCCGCGCCACGGCCCCGUCGUCAGCCCCGGCACCAGCCCAGGCCCUUGCCCGGCCGCAAGAGCCCGGAGCCCCUGGCACAGACGGAGGACGGCGGGGACGGGCUGCUGCUGCCUCUCUCCUGCAGACCCCUGCUGAAGAUCCAGACGGGGAGGCCUCCGCGCAGCAAGGCGAGGGUGUGCGAUAAGCCCAGCACCAUGCUGGGAACGUCCCGGCCGGACCCCGCCAGGCGCUGGAUCCGGCCCCAGGUGGAGGUGCUGGACCCGGGCAUGGAGGCCAAGCAGCAGCCGUGUCCCCCGGCCACCCGCCGGCACAGCCAGGGGCCUCAGAGCCCCGCCGUGCGGUGUGAGGGGCCGGGCAGCUCGCUGCCCCCCCUGGGGCUGGCAGCUGCGGGGGGAGCACGGCUCCUGCCACCCACCCCGGGGGCCCAGCAGCCCAGCAGCCCCCAGCCCCCCGAGCUGGGCUCCUUGCUGGGUGCCGUCCGGCUGGCCCCCGGAGUCACCAUCAGGCACGGCGACAGCGAGAGGCACGGGCUCUGCCUCCCUGUGCGUGGUGAGGAGGAGGAGAUGGGGGAGGCCAGGCAGGACCUGAGGCCCCUCCGCCCCACCGUGCCCUUCCCCACCGUCACGGUGAGCCAGCUCACCGGCUAUGGCCCGCACUGAAUGCAGCACCCAUCCGACACCUCUCAGGCUGUGGGUCAGUGUGUUUUGUGCGGGGACCUCCCUCUGCUCGGAGCCAGCCCUGUCCCCAUCCCCGUCCCGGCAUGUCCCUCACAGCCCUGCGGGCGCUGUGGGUGCCGACCCCCUGCUCCCCUCUGUAGGUUCUGUGUGACCCGGGGCUGCUUCUGGCAGCCACUUCCUAACCCAGCGCCUCCAGCACCGCUCCCUCCCCUCCUCUCCUGGGCAUCACCCAGCAGCCGCCGGGUCCGGCACCGCGGGCUCCCGGCGUCCUGAUGCACCGUGUCCGCCCUCUCCCCGGGCAC
This is a messenger RNA of Oxyura jamaicensis (ruddy duck), 1799 nucleotides long. It is a transcript of the gene C4H2orf81, whose product is annotated as chromosome 4 C2orf81 homolog. The record is from RefSeq and is a predicted model, not a curated record. The transcript is spliced from 6 exons. Lineage: Eukaryota; Metazoa; Chordata; Aves; Anseriformes; Anatidae. Bases 10 to 1479 code for a protein of 489 amino acids.